Messenger RNA from Lithohypha guttulata, 822 nucleotides. RefSeq names its product phosphatidylinositol-binding protein scs2 (gene SCS2). The record is from RefSeq and is a predicted model, not a curated record. Lineage: Eukaryota; Fungi; Ascomycota; Eurotiomycetes; Chaetothyriales; Trichomeriaceae. Gene Ontology annotation, cellular component: endoplasmic reticulum membrane; plasma membrane. The transcript is spliced from 5 exons. Gene Ontology annotation, biological process: endoplasmic reticulum membrane organization. Bases 1 to 822 code for a protein of 273 amino acids. Gene Ontology annotation, molecular function: FFAT motif binding.
AUGUCGGUCGAUUUGGUCCCCGAAGAGCUCGGCUUCAGAAGGCCAUUCAACCAUGAAGUUAGUCAAGUCCUAAGGAUUACGAACAACAACUCUACUCCUGUUGCGUUCAAGGUCAAGACAACCGCUCCCAAACAAUAUUGUGUGCGACCAAACAGUGGCUUGGUGAGACCUCAUGAUGCCGUCGAGGUGCAAGUGCUGCUACAAGCCAUGAAAGAGGAUCCUCCACUCGACGCACGCUGCCGCGACAAAUUUCUCGUUCAGUCCGUUCAGGUCGACGAGACUGACGAGAACAACGUCGCAGCCCUUUGGUCAAACAUCGAGAGGACCGCUAAAGGCUCAAUACAGGAGAAGAAGAUUCGUGUGCAAUUCCUGCAGGCAGGCAGCGGCUAUGACGCUCCACAUGUUAACGGUGGCCUCGCCUCGACGAGCGAAGAACAGCCACCAGCUUAUGCUGCAUCGAGUUACGGUUCUCCUGGCCCCGCCAGCGACGUUAAGAGCACGUCUGGCACAACCAGCGUAAAUCGUGCGGUCACUGCGGCCGCCGAAACAACCAGCAACACCGCUUCAUCUGCCGCCGCGUCGGUAUCCAACGCUAUACCAAGAUCCCAGGAUGACGUAAACGCACAACUUGCGAGCGCUCGAGCACAAAUCACAGAAUUGACGAACCAGCUCGCAGAUCCGCAAAUCAGACAGCGCAAGAUCGCAGAAACACAAGAGAAGGUCCAGCAGGUCGUACAACAGGCUCAGAAUACUGGUGUUCCUCUACAGAUUGUGGCCCUUCUAUGUCUGGCGAGUUUCUUGAUCGCAUACCUGUUCUUCUAG